GGCGGGGCCCGGCGCUGGUUGCCGGGGCGGCGGAUGGCGGCGGCGACUCCUCGAUGGCGGCGGGGCUGAGCGCGGACCCUGCACCGGCGGCCGGGACGCGGGGACUCCCCCUUCGGUGCGGGGAGGCCCAGUCCUCGGGAAAAGGGGAGAGAGAGAGAGGCUGAUACUGAAGCCAACCAGCUGCGCUUCUGAGUGGGAAACUCCGGACUGAUCUCAUGGCUUGCUUUUUAUUUCAUUAAUACUUCAUUAUCUCUGAAAAUGAACCUUUUUGUGAAGCUCUUCUCCUAACUCUCCUUAUUCCUCUUUCACGAGGUGGCUGCUGCUGUGCAAAGGAAGGAAUGGCAUGAAGUGAAUUACUCCAGUAUAAAGCAAGCUGCUUUGCCCAAGUGCCCAGUGGGCAGCACUGUCACUUUAAUAAUUCCAGGUCAAGGGAUUGCUUUCCUCGUUUUCAAUCCUCUCUUUUAAUACAUGGGAGGAUCAGAGGGACAUUAAAGACCGUAAGGCUGGGUGGCUUGCAGAUAAUAAAAAUGAAAGUGUUUGCCCAGUGACUUCUGUUGGGUAAGAGGGUGAUAUUUGAAGGAUCUUCCUUCUUUUCCUCUGGUGAGGAAAAAGGGAUCUUUUCAGUCUGCUGUGUAGACAUCUAAUACAUAGCUAGCAAAACUAAUUCAAGAAGUGAAAGAGCAUAAAGAGGCACUUCGGCUAUUGUUUUUGUCUUCCUCUUAUUUGGAUUACUUGGGUGUUUUUGUCCUGCAAAUAAUAUGUUUUUGAGCAUGUACAGGUGGAGUAUGAGACAGCUGACUAGAGAUGGACUGUGCCUUAAUUGUAUUGCAUAAAAUCUUUUAAUUUUCAAACAUUGCUGCCAGAAGAGGAGUUAUAAGGUUUUAUACUGCCAAGGAACGUUUGAUCUUGUAUUUUUAUAGAGUCAAAUAUAUUUUAAAGAAAUUGAAAGCAUCUUUUAAAAAAGAAUCAAAAAGCUUCUUUUGCUUCCCCUUCCCUCUUUUUUUUUUUUUUUUUUUUUUUUUUUUUUUUUUUUUUUUUUUUAAUUUGCGGAGAGCAUCGGAAGUUCAAGCCAAGGGAACAGCAAGUAUUCAUAGAAAUGAAGAUUGAAGCUGCAUUUCCUUACUGAACUGUAAAAGUGUUCUGCAAUAGAUAGUCAGUUCCUGACCUUGCAGAGUGUUCCAGUAGUACUUCGUUAGUACCUGUAAAUAAGUGCUUGCAACCAGAUUCAGACAUAGGAAGAAGAAUGCCAGUCAAGAAGAAAGAUACUGACCGAGCUUUAGUGCUGCUGGAAGAAUAUUGCAAAAAACUACGGAAGCCAGAAGAGCAACAACUGAAAAAAGCCAUCAGAAAGGUGAUGGGCAUCUUUAAGAGCAGCUUGUUUCAGGCACUUCUAGAUAUUCAAGAGUUUUAUGAAGUGACACUGCUAAAUUCUCAGAAAAGCUAUGAGCAAAAAAUAGAAGAAGCAAAUCAAGUUGCAGAGAAAUGGGAGAAGACAACAUCUGCUACAGACCAUGAAAAUCUGCAGAAAAAACAGGAGCCUGCAGUUUCCAGUGGAUCAGAAGGAUCUGGCCAAUGUGGUGAACACAAGAAGGAGAACCCGACUUUUGAAAGCUAUGUGGUAGACAUGAAGACAAAGAAAUAUCGUUAUCAAGAUGAGGAGGCUCCACAUGACCAUACUUUGCCUCGUUUAACCCACGAAGUGAGAGGCCCAGAGCUUGUUCACGUGUCAGAGAAGAACUUGUCUCAAAUAGAGAAUGUCCAUGGAUACGUCUUGCAGUCGCACAUUUCUCCUUUGAAGGCAAGCCCUGCCCCUAUAAUUGUCAACACAGACACCUUGGACACAAUCCCUUAUGUCAAUGGAACAGAAAUUGAAUAUGAAUUUGAAGAAAUUACUUUGGAGAGGGGAAAUUCUGGCCUGGGGUUCAGUAUUGCUGGAGGAACAGAUAACCCACACAUUGGGGAUGAUCCUGGGAUAUUCAUUACUAAGAUUAUACCAGGAGGAGCUGCAGCAGAGGAUGGAAGACUCAGGGUCAACGAUUGCAUCCUGCGCGUGAACGAGGUUGACGUGUCGGAGGUGUCGCACAGCAAGGCCGUGGAGGCCCUGAAGGAGGCUGGUUCCAUAGUGCGGCUCUACGUCCGGCGGAGGAGACCUAUACUGGAGACCGUCGUGGAGAUCAAGCUCUUCAAAGGACCGAAAGGUCUAGGAUUCAGUAUUGCAGGAGGGGUGGGAAACCAACACAUCCCCGGAGACAACAGCAUUUAUGUCACCAAGAUUAUUGAUGGGGGAGCUGCACAAAAAGAUGGGAGAUUGCAGGUUGGAGAUAGACUUCUUAUGGUAAAUAAUUACAGUUUAGAAGAAGUCACCCAUGAAGAGGCAGUAGCAAUACUGAAGAACACAUCAGAUGUAGUGUAUCUGAAAGUUGGAAAGCCCACCACCAUUUACAUGACAGAUCCAUAUGGCCCACCAGAUAUUACUCACUCUUAUUCUCCACCAAUGGAAAAUCAUAUACUCUCUUCUGGAAACAAUGGCACUUUAGAGUACAAGACAUCCCUGGCGCCUAUCUCACCAGGAAGAUACUCACCCAUUCCAAAGCACAUGCUUGUGGAGGACGACUACACCAGGCCUCCUGAACCUGUUUACAGCACUGUGAACAAACUGUGUGAUAAACCACCUUCUCCUAGGCACUAUUCCCCUGUCGAGUGUGACAAAAGCUUCCUUCUUUCAGCUCCCUACCCCCACUACCACGUAGGCCUGCUCCCUGACUCUGAGAUCACCAGUCAUUCCCAGCACAGCACCGCAACGCGUCCACCCACAGUGAGCUUGCAGCGGACCAUUUCUGUGGAAGGAGAGCCUCGAAAAAUCAUCCUGCACAAGGGCUCCACAGGACUUGGUUUCAACAUUGUGGGAGGUGAAGACGGGGAAGGCAUUUUCGUGUCGUUCAUCCUGGCGGGCGGGCCAGCGGAUCUCAGCGGAGAGCUGCAGCGAGGAGAUCAAAUCCUGUCUGUGAACGGCAUCGAUCUCCGCGGUGCCACCCAUGAGCAGGCGGCGGCUGCGCUCAAGGGCGCGGGGCAGACGGUAACGAUCAUAGCGCAGUACCAGCCGGAGGAGUACGCUCGAUUUGAGGCAAAAAUCCAUGACCUGCGUGAGCAGAUGAUGAAUCACAGCAUGAGUUCUGGGUCUGGCUCCCUGAGGACUAAUCAGAAGAGGUCACUGUAUGUCAGAGCUAUGUUUGACUAUGACAAGAGCAAAGACAGUGGCCUCCCAAGCCAAGGACUCAGUUUCAAGUAUGGGGACAUCCUUCACGUCAUCAACGCCUCAGAUGAUGAAUGGUGGCAGGCGAGGAGGGUCACUCUGGAGGGGGACAGCGAGGAGAUGGGAGUUAUACCCAGCAAGAGGAGAGUCGAAAGAAAGGAGCGCGCACGUUUGAAGACGGUGAAAUUCAACGCGAAGCCCGGUGUAAUUGAUGCAAAAGGGUCAUUCAAUGACAAGCGUAAAAAGAACUUCAUCUUUUCACGAAAAUUCCCAUUCUACAAGAGCAAGGAGCAGAGUGAGCAGGAAACAAGUGAUCCAGAACGAGGCCAAGAGGACUGCAUCCUUUCUUAUGAACCUGUCACAAGACAGGAAAUUAAUUACACCAGGCCGGUCAUUAUUCUGGGUCCUAUGAAAGAUCGGAUCAAUGAUGAUUUGAUAUCUGAGUUCCCUGAUAAGUUUGGGUCAUGUGUACCACAUACCACACGGCCAAAGCGUGACUAUGAAGUGGAUGGGAGAGAUUAUCAUUUUGUCAUUUCAAGAGAACAAAUGGAAAAAGAUAUCCAAGAGCACAAAUUUAUAGAAGCUGGGCAGUACAAUGAUAAUUUGUAUGGAACUAGUGUCCAGUCUGUAAGAUUUGUGGCAGAAAGGGGCAAGCACUGUAUACUUGAUGUGUCAGGAAAUGCUAUCAAACGACUACAAGUUGCACAACUCUAUCCCAUUGCUAUCUUCAUUAAGCCCAAAUCAUGGGAGCCUCUGAUGGAAAUGAAUAAACGUCUUACAGAGGAGCAAGCAAAGAAAACCUAUGAUCGAGCAAUUAAAUUAGAACAAGAAUUUGGAGAAUAUUUCACAGCUAUUGUCCAAGGAGAUAGCUUAGAAGAUAUAUAUAAUCAAUGCAAACUUGUAAUUGAAGAACAAUCUGGGCCUUUCAUCUGGAUUCCUUCAAAGGAAAAAUUAUAAAUUAGCCACUGCACCUCUGAUUACGACGGGAGAAUAUUUAGAAGAAAACUAUAAUAUACUAUUUGGAGGCUUUCCUGUUUUUGUUGCAUUUAUGUUCUUUGCAGUCAAUGUGAAUUUUGAUGAAUGUACAACACAAAGUGUUUGAAGCCAUGAAGGACACUGAUGGGUCAAAGGGUAGGAACAAAAAGACUUCUACCAUAUAAAGCAAAUCUGUUGUGUGCUCAGAGCACGAGUUGUAGGUAUAAACUUUUGACAUGGAGACCCUCUGUCACAGGGAGCUAAGCCACCUCCUGUGCCCAGGCGGACAUUUUGAUCGAUUUCAAUGGCUGAGCUCAGUGUGUUGAUUGCUUUAGAGAAGUUCCCAGCUCUUGAACCUCAUAUAGGGCUUGAUCCUGCAAGGCGCUCAGCACUUGACCCCAAUCCCUACACACGAGUAGCCUGUUGAUUUGGAGUCACUUGUGACCCUUCCCUAUGCUGUUCAGUCCCACCAGUUCCAGCAGGACUAUUCACGUGCUCAAAGCUAAGCACAGGCUUAAGCAUUUUGGCUAGAUCAGGGCCACACGCACCUUGCAAAAUCAAGCUCAGAGUAUUUGGUCCCCUUCCUACUGAGGUAACUGUUAGGGCACUCUGUGACCUGACUGGGAGGUGGGUCCUGUUCUAAGCUUGUCAUUGCACAUUUGUAGUUGGUACACCUCGACUUUGGUAACUAUGCACAUCUUUUGAUUUCUGAAACCAAGUCAACCAUUUCUUUUUUCCCCUUUGGAAGCACUAUUGCAUCAGGAACUACCAACAAUAUGGUUUAUUUUGAUGGUUUAGGGGUGGGAGAGGAUGGAAGCAUUUCACACCACACACGUGCACACAUUCCCACGAGGACACACACAUGUAUGAGGAUUCACAGAACCUAUGUUAACAAGGAGGGAUACAACUGGGAAAAGCUUUAAAAUUUUUGAUUGUCUAUUUUAUCCUUUAUAUUGAUAGAAGGCACUUAAAGACGGAAUAAUUUAUAAAAAUAAAAAUAUAUUGAUGUAUAGAAACUAAUUUCUAUAGGUAAAAUGUUUUUGUGAAGAUAUUUUGUAAAGAUUAAUUAAUUGAAAGAUUAAAUAUUUACACCCUUGUGCGACUGUCAAAUGUAAAGAGGACCAUCAAGUUGCAUUAUACCUCUUUCAUAACAGAUUCUCUAUUAUUAAUGACAAGCAAGAUAAUUCCUUAAAUUGUCAUUGUAAUCUUGUUUUUCUUUCAAUUUAAUCCUCUCUUUUGCCUCUGUUUAAUCAUGAUGAACUCCUGUGGAAAGAUCUCUUGAACUCACUGCCCUGCAGGAAUUUUCUGAACACAAAAGGAUAAUAAUGCAUCUUUGAGAGGGACAACUAUUCAGAAGCAAAAUGUCAGUGCUUAGAUGCAGUUAAUAAUUUCUGUCUUAGGAAGGAGGCACCCUUAAUCCCCAAAUGUUUUAUGAUUCUUCCUGUUUCCUUCAGGGAAAUAAAAAAAGCCUUUGAUCUUUCCUCUCUUUUCAGACAGGUCAUCAACUAACUUGUAUCUUCAUUCAUUUCACAGUCAACAAGGGUCUUAAAAGCAAAAACUGAGGCAAUAGACAUUUGUGACGGAUUUGGGGAAACUCUGUGGAACUGCAGUAUGGGAUGUAUGGAAGGGGAGAAGGAGGUAUUUUUUUCUCAUUUCACAUUGCCCUUCUUCUGUAUGCUAACGCCAGUCUUCACGGACUUACAAGGAGACAACUUCAACAGAUCCUAUGACAGUAAAACUGAAUUGCCUUUGCUGCUGCUGGACCAUGUUCUCUGUAGAACCCACGCUCCUGCCUCCGCUGCACUGCAGGAGUGCAAUGCUUAUAGCUGGUGGCUACAGCAACCCUAAUGCUUACAGGUGUCUCAAAGGCAAAUGCUAAAUAGACUCCUCUGGCACUUGUCUGUUUGAAGCUUACGUUGCUACACCCUGUCCAGCUGACAGGUCUACCCAGCCACCUUCCGCGGACAGCGCGACGAGCUGGAUGUUUGCAAAAGCCACCAGCAGUGACAGGGUUAAAAAUAUGGGCAUUUUACUGGCUCUGAGUGGGCCUCUCAUGCUUACUGCCCAACUAUCGUAACUCUGAGAAGUUCACACUUCUUUAACUACUUUUCCUGCCUGGUCAGCGCAGAUUUAUAAACAAGGGUUUCAGUUAAGUCUCCAGAAGAGCUUUGUAACCAGAAGGGCUAUAAACUUUUUUUUUUUUUUUAAGGAAUUAAUGAAAGCUUUGAUUUUGGAUAAUUCUGCAGAAGUCUACAGAGUGGCCCCAGAUCUGUGGAAGCCAUGGAUUUUUCCAUGCUAGCAAAAUACUAUUGCCCCAGGUUGGGAAAUAGCCCACCAGACCUGAAAAACCAAGUAUUCUAAAGCAGGAACUUCAUUCUAAUUUUCAGCUCUGUUUUAAGCAAUCAAUCACAUCUGCUUCUUCGUUUCUUAGUUCAGCAUGCAGCCUUUUAUGGUACUAUCCUACUAGUAACUGUUUUGCUUUGUCAUGUGCUGUGCUUUACGGUGAACAGUAACACUACGGCUGAGUACAAUCAAUUUUUCCAUCAGUCCUUGGUUACUGUAGUAACAUUAUUUAUUUUUCCCUGUCUGUUGUUUGUGCUUCCAUUUCAGAGUUGACAUUGCACUUCCUUUUUUUUUUUUUCUUUUUUUUUU
This is a messenger RNA of Prinia subflava (tawny-flanked prinia), 6880 nucleotides long. RefSeq names its product discs large MAGUK scaffold protein 2 (gene DLG2). Gene Ontology annotation, cellular component: neuron projection; basolateral plasma membrane; neuromuscular junction. Gene Ontology annotation, biological process: receptor localization to synapse; establishment or maintenance of epithelial cell apical/basal polarity; cell-cell adhesion. Bases 1244 to 4210 code for a protein of 988 amino acids. The transcript is spliced from 27 exons. NCBI's taxonomy places the organism in Eukaryota, Metazoa, Chordata, Aves, Passeriformes, Cisticolidae. Gene Ontology annotation, molecular function: kinase binding. The record is from RefSeq and is a predicted model, not a curated record.